AUGGUUUCCACAAUAGAAGAGUGGGGCUAUUGUGGAUUAAUUAAAUAUAUUGGCCGAUUUUCCCGCAUGUUUGGCUCAUUUCCGUUUAUAAUGUCAUCUGAACCAAAAGUCGCAACAUGGCAAAAGUACUAUGGAAUAUUUAUCAUCCUACCAUGGAUAAAUACUGAUUUCUUCUAUUCUCUAUAUAUAGAGACUAAGGACAUUACAGAAAGUUCUGGCAAUGCAUGGCCUGUGAUAUAUUUAAUUUAUACAGCAUUCUCAGUGUUGUAUAUCAAUAUGGCUGUUUGGACCGCACCAACCCGCAUUUAUUCCUGGAUAUCGUGUUUAAAGAAUAUUGAAAAGAUAUUAAUAAGAACUAAGGAAACAGAUAAACAGGAAUUGUUUAAAUGUAAAGUGUUAACUGUCUACUUAAUAACUACAUUAUUUGCUAUAUUCGCAAAUUCUGUAAAGUUGUGUAUGGAUUUGGAUAAAUGCACGAACUCCCAAAACUUCAGCCAUGGAGAAGGAGCUGAGAAAAUUCGCAAACUUACUAGUUCCUAUAAGAUAAUAAGUGAUGUAAUUAAGACAGUUAUGGAGUCUGGGGAAAUGGGCUUCUUUUUAUACAUUAUGGGUAACCUUGUACGUUUGAUGACUAGGGCCAAUGACUAUGUUUAUUUGAAUUAUGCCGUCCAUGGGGAGAAUUUUGACGGAUCCUACAUGCUCACAAGCAUCUUGGAGAUAUUCUGGUGUACCCAAAUUGUUGCGAAAUCAUUUCUGUUUUGCGAGGGACCCCAUCAAAUUCAACGCCAGUUGCAAGAAACUCAAGACUUAAUCGCGAGACUGAAGAAGAAAUAUCACGAGGAUAAUAUAUCAAAUUACUUACACUUAUUUCUUCGUUUGACGAGGCUCAAUCGACCCACUUUUACGCCGCUUAGCGUCUGUACUCUGAAUAGGGGUUUAGUUGCUAAGAUACGUGGCACGCUGGCGACAUAG
Molecule: messenger RNA, 972 nt
Organism: Pieris macdunnoughi
Lineage: Eukaryota; Metazoa; Arthropoda; Insecta; Lepidoptera; Pieridae
Source: the annotation of a GenBank genome assembly